Molecule: messenger RNA, 2210 nt
Organism: Populus trichocarpa (black cottonwood)
Lineage: Eukaryota; Viridiplantae; Streptophyta; Magnoliopsida; Malpighiales; Salicaceae
Product: DEAD-box ATP-dependent RNA helicase 37
Exons: 7
Coding region: 166-2001 (611 amino acids)
Cellular component (GO): nucleus
Molecular function (GO): RNA helicase activity; ATP binding; RNA binding
Source: RefSeq, a predicted model, not a curated record
GUGUCCGAUAUUAUUAUAAUUGGAAAAAAAAAUUAAAAGUAAAAGAAAGAGCAGACUAGGGUUUCUUAAUUUGAAUUUUAAACUCAAUUAACACAACACCUCUUCAGGGAAUUUGGAAUUGGAUAUUUUUUUCAGCUGUAAUUUCGUUGUGAUUUGCAAGCAAUUAUGAGAACUUCAUGGUCAGAUUCUGUGGCCAACUCUGCAUCCGAGAAUGCAGCAGCUUCUGGUUCGUCUGGUCCGCGUCCUACCCGUGCUACUUACAUUCCUCCACACCUUCGUAACCAGCCGCCAUCUUCUGAUUCUCUGGCUCCACCACCUGCUGCUCCCUCACUAGGAAAUGAUCGUGUAGGUUAUAGUGGGCCUGUGGGUGGCUCUCGAUGGGGUGGUGGUGGUGGUUCGAGACCGGAUCAUGGGCGUUCCGGUUAUGGUUCUGGUGGUAGAGGAGGUGGUGGUUGGAAUAAUAGAAGUGGUGGGCGGGACCGCGGGAGGGAGCGUGAGGUGAAUCCGUUUGGUGAUGAUGGUGAUGUAGAGCCGGCUUUUGGUGAACAAGAGAAUACGGGAAUUAACUUUGACGCGUAUGAGGAUAUUCCGGUGGCGACGAGUGGGCACAAUGUGCCACCGCCUGUGAAUACAUUUGCGGAUAUAGACUUGGGUGAGGCAGUGAAUCAGAAUAUUCGGAGGUGUAAGUAUGUGAAACCGACUCCAGUUCAGCGUAAUGCUAUCCCAAUAUUGCUUGCUGGGAGAGACUUGAUGGCUUGUGCUCAGACGGGUUCAGGGAAGACAGCUGCCUUUUGCUUUCCAAUUAUUGCUGGAAUUAUGCGGGAGCAGUAUGUACAGAGACCGCAUGGAGGGAGGACAAUGUACCCUCUGGCUCUUAUUCUUUCUCCUACUAGGGAGCUUUCGAGUCAGAUACAUGAUGAAGCCAAAAAGUUUUCCUAUCAAACUGGUGUCAAGGUGGUGGUUGUUUAUGGAGGCGCACCAAUCAACCAACAGCUCCGAGAACUUGAGAGAGGGGUUGAUAUUCUUGUGGCCACUCCUGGACGGUUAGUGGAUUUGCUUGAGAGGGCCAGAGUAUCAUUGCAGAUGAUUAGAUAUUUGGCUCUUGAUGAGGCAGACAGGAUGCUGGAUAUGGGGUUUGAGCCUCAGAUUAGAAAGAUAGUGGAACAAAUGGACAUGCCCCCAUGCGGCAUGAGGCAGACAAUGCUGUUCAGUGCCACCUUUCCUAAAGAAAUACAGAGACUUGCAUCUGAUUUUCUUUCAAAUUACAUAUUUUUGGCUGUUGGAAGGGUUGGAUCAAGUACUGAUUUAAUUGUUCAAAGAGUUGAAUAUGUUCAAGAGAUUGAUAAGAGAAGUCAUCUCAUGGACCUUCUUCAUGCUCAAAGAGAAACUGAAGUUAAUAGCAAGCAUUCUCUGACAUUAGUUUUUGUGGAGACAAAGAAGGGAGCCGACUCACUGGAACAUUUGUUACAUGUCAAUGGAUUUCCUGCUACAUCAAUUCAUGGUGAUAGAACACAACAGGAAAGAGAAAUGGCACUUAGAUCAUUCAAGAGUGGGAAGACGCCAAUUCUAGUAGCGACAGAUGUGGCAGCACGGGGUCUUGAUAUACCCCAUGUGGCUCAUGUGGUGAAUUUUGAUCUUCCAAAUGACAUUGAUGAUUAUGUUCACAGGAUAGGACGAACAGGACGAGCUGGAAAUACAGGGAUGGCUACUGCCUUCUUUAACGAAAAUAGUAUGUCAUUAGCAAGACCUUUAGCUGAUCUAAUGCAAGAAGCAAAUCAAGUAGUACCUGCGUGGCUCACUCGUUAUGCUUCACGGGUUUUGCAUAGUGGUGGCAAGAAUCGGCGCUCUGCGGGAGCCCGUUUUGGUGGUCGUGAUUUCAGAAGAGAGGGUUCUAUUAACAAGGGUACAGAAUAUUAUGGAGGGAACAGUAACAGUGGAUAUGGGGUUCCUGCUGGUUAUGGUGGGGGGUACAAUCCAGCCGUGGCCAGUGCUUGGGAUUAGUAUCAUACCAUUUUCUGGAUUCAGAUCUCAUGCGUAUAUAACGUUCUUUUCACAAUUCAAGGAUCAAUUUUUUUUAUCCUCCAGUAGCCUUAAAUUGUCUUUUAUGCAGAAGUUGCUGUGGGGUUAAUCCCUGGCCUUCUCAAAAUGGUGAACCUACUUGAUUUGAUCAGGUAAGACAUUACUCAAAUGGUGAACCUACUUGUCUUAAA